Medicago truncatula (barrel medic) is the source of this 1348-nucleotide messenger RNA. RefSeq lists its product as uncharacterized. The coding region runs from base 158 to 997 and encodes 279 amino acids. The record is from RefSeq and is a predicted model, not a curated record. The transcript has 9 exons. Lineage: Eukaryota; Viridiplantae; Streptophyta; Magnoliopsida; Fabales; Fabaceae.
AUGAGUUUAACGUGAUGCGGGGUGGAGAAAGUGAAGAGAAGGCGAUGAUUUCAAAGCAGCGUAACAACAACAACACGUUAAAAACUUCGCCAUUUACAUCUCUAUAACAACAAGUUCCUCACACUUUACACAUUCGCAUCAAAUUCCCAUUUCUUCCAUGGAUUCCUCCGCUGCUAUUCGAUCUUCUCACUGCUUUAUGUCCCAUAUGCAAUCCUCACUUCAGAAACCAGGUCUAAUUCACGUUCAAAAUGUCGGAUGCAAUUUUCAAAGUAGGUCUUUCGUCCAGAACUUGGCAAUUAGUGAUAAACACAUUGUUUCUCACAACAAAUGGAACCGAGUGCUGGUGUCAUGUACAAAAACAGCAAAAGAAAUUGACGCUGCCAAGUCUGAGGCUUCUUUGGAGAGCAUUGCAAAAGAAUCUUUGGUGAAAAAACCUUUGCAAACAUUUCCGAAUGGAUUUGAGGCUUUAAUAUCAGAGGUAUGCGAUGAGACUGAAAUUGCUGAACUGAAAUUAAAGGUUGGAGAGUUUGAGAUGCAUAUGAAGAGAAACAUUGGAUUAUCAGCCGCUCCUGUGUCCAACAUUUCCCCAACUAAACCUAUGGUUGAUUCUGCAUCUUCAACUCCUACACCAUCACCAUCAAAAUCAUCUCCAGCAAAGACUAAUCCAUUUGUAAAUGACUCGAAUGAUAAGUCGCCAAAGUUGGCUGCAUUGGAGGCUUCUGGUAACAAAAAUUAUGUCUUGGUAGCAUCUACUACGGUUGGUUCAUUUCAAAGAGGUAGAACUGUGAAAGGGAAUAAGCUACCUCCUGUUUGUAAAGAGGGUGAUAUGAUCAAAGAUGGACAAGUUAUAGGUUAUGUGGAUAAUUUUGGCACUUCACUCCCUGUUAAGUCAGAUGUGGAUGGUGAAGUGUUGAAGCUACUCUUUCAGGAUGGAGAGGCUGUUGGUUAUGGAGACGCUCUUAUUGCUGUGUUACCAUCAUUCCACGAUAUCAAGUGAGCCUGCCUAUCAUACUGUUGAUGAUCAGUUAUGCGCGUUUAUUUUUUUGGGAGCUGAGAUGUGAAUUCAGUUUACGGCCUAGUUAUUCUUAGUAUCUGCAGCAAAUAGCAUAUUGGCAUUUUGGUGAAUUUUUUCAACAAUAGAUUCAUAAAUAAUGAUAUUUGCAAUUGUAUUGGGCUAAAUUGGCAUUUGACCGUUACUGCCAUGUUUGGUAUACUUUUCUUUUUUCUUUUUUUGACACUAGUUGCAUAAGCUAUAUUGUAAUGACAAUUUCAAUUUCGUUAUUAUAUAUAAGAGGAGGUAGGUGAGGCAAAAUCACCAGCUGCUGAAUUUGCCAGUUUCGUGAGUCCA